Linepithema humile (Argentine ant) is the source of this 1843-nucleotide messenger RNA. Lineage: Eukaryota; Metazoa; Arthropoda; Insecta; Hymenoptera; Formicidae. The record is from RefSeq and is a predicted model, not a curated record.
GUGACAAUAUGUAAAAAUUUCUUAAACUUACAAUUCGAACGAAUUUGUUAUUUUGUAGCUGAGUUUGAUCAUGGUAUGUGAUAGUUUGAUGACUGAGAAGAGACUAAUACGUUGUUCUAUAGUUACGCAUUUGCAACUGUAUAAAAAUUAAAAGCAAAAUAUUUUGCAGCAAUUUAGAUAAAUUAUGUAUAGUUUCUAAUAUUCGGGAAACAACGAUAUGACUUCCUUGGAAACAGUUUAACGUGCACCUUACGCAUGUUAUGGGGAGCAUCGAUGAAUAAUUGAGUAAGAACAUGUGUUCUCCCUUUUACUCUUUUCGCUUAUUAUUGAAAAGAAUGGAAUACUGAAACAGAGGUACAAAUUGAAGUAAUUUUAUUUUUACCGAUAUUAUGAAAAUUGCUUUUCAGUGUUGUUGGAAAAAUACAGUCGUAUUCUUAUUCCACGAUUAUCGUCGUUUGGGGAUAUCAGUCGUUCAAAAUUCAGAUAAAAUAUGAAGAGGAACAAUAUGAGAAUGGUCGUGCGACAGUCAUGUCGCAGUUCUUGUAUGAAGUGCAUGCUAUUGAAGAGCGCUACUACAGAAUUAAUCGGGUUAUUCUGAAAUCGCUCGGUUUAUGGCCUUAUCAGCAAUCAUUUUUUACUCGAAUACAGAAAAUGUUGUUUGUCAUUAUUCUGAUAACAUGUAUUAUUGCCCAGCUGCUGUCAUUUGUUACAAUGCAGUAUAAUAGAGAUCUUGUUUUUAAGAUUUUCUGCUUUCUUUUUCCUAUUAGUUUUGGUACAACAAAAUAUUGCUGUUUUAUUAUUCAGACAGAUUCUGUGAAAGGACUGCUGGAACAUAUGCGAAAUGAUUACAAUUUAUUGAAAACUAAAUUGGAAAUUGAUAUUAUUGAAAAAUACGCUUACAACGCAAAGCUAUUCACAAUUAUUGUAAUGGUGUUUUGUCACGGUUUCAUAUUUUUUACCGUAAUAUUUCAAUUUUGGCCAGUGAUUCUCAAUAUUAUGUUACCAUUGAACGAAUCACGACCAUGUCGAUUAAUCAUAGUCGCGGAAUAUUUCGUCAACCAGGAGAAAUAUUAUUUCGCUAUAUUGUUACAUGAAUCAUUAGCUGUGUACAUAGGAAUGAUCGGAUUGAGUUCCGUUGGUGUCACAUUUGUAAUAUAUAUUUUGCAUUCGUGUGCACUGCUUAAAAUUGCCAGUUACCGAGUGGAAAACGUGUUCGAGAUGAGUGUGUUAGCUAGUCCUCGAAAAGAAUAUCUUCUUCAUCGGAGGAUUGCAGAUGCGGUCGUUGUACAUCGAAAAGCCAUCGAGUGUAUAGAAUAUUUUAUGUCUAAUUUUACGUUAUUAUUCAUUAUUCUGGUCGCAAUGGGUAUCACUUCUUUGAGUUUCAGUCUUUUUCAAUGUUUUCUGCUAUUUACAGUAGAGAACGAUGUUAUUGAGAUCUUUAUAAUAAUUGUAUUCAUAUUUGCUCAUUUGAGUUAUUUGUACAUCGGUAACUAUGUUGGGCAAGCAUUAACGGAUCAUGGAACAAAUUUUUUCAAAGCAACUUAUAAUGGAUUGUGGUACAUAGCACCGGUGCAUACUCAGAAAUUAAUAUUAUUUUUAAUGCAAAAAGGAGCAAAAGAUGUAACUAUGACACUUGGUUCUAUACUCGAUGCUUCUUUGCAAAGUUUUGCUGCGCUCACAAAUAUGGCAGUAUCCUAUUUUAUGAUGAUGUAUCAAACUCUAUAAUUAAAAACCGAUGGAAGCGAAGUUUAUCAAUCAGAGGGGAAGGUCGAAGUAUCGAGAGACGGCAAGUAUCUCAGCACUUUGCAACAUGGCAAGGUGCUAGGUGAACUCGCGAUUCUUU